Molecule: messenger RNA, 747 nt
Organism: Ctenocephalides felis (cat flea)
Lineage: Eukaryota; Metazoa; Arthropoda; Insecta; Siphonaptera; Pulicidae
Product: protein NYNRIN-like
Exons: 1
Coding region: 1-747 (248 amino acids)
Biological process (GO): DNA integration
Molecular function (GO): nucleic acid binding
Source: RefSeq, a predicted model, not a curated record
AUGUGUGGCCGUACAUCAAACGGGAUUGCCGCGAGUGGGCACGUGCAGGCGCCAACGGGACAAUUUGAACUUUCAUCGAGUAGAUUUGAGGACGUACAUAUUGAUAUAGUGAUAAUACCAUUGUCAGAAGGAUAUCGGUAUUGCCUGACAUGCGUCGACAGAUUUUCUAGAUGGCCGGAAGCAAUUCCAAUUAGAGAUCAAGAAGCCUCCACCGUAGCGCGAGCCUUCUAUUCUAAUUGGAUUGCAAGAUUUGGUAUACCGCUGCGGCUAACGUCAGACCACGGAAGGCAGUUCGAGUCACGGAUAUUCAGUCAACUAAAUCAGCUGCUUGGAACGAGUCAUUACAAGACUACGGCAUACCAUCCCAAAGCCAAUGGGAUGGUUGAAAGAUUCCACCGCCAGCUCAAAGCAGCUAUUAGAUGCCAUAGCAGUAAAAGAUGGACAGAAAUAUUACCGACGGUUAUGUUAGGAAUUCGUGCAGCAUGGAAAGGGGAUCUACAAGCUACUGUUGCGGAAAUGGUAUAUGGCGAAGCCUUGCGAUUGCCUGGACCAAUGCUACACGUAACACCGACGAGUUAUUACGGCGAAAGAAACUUUAUGAAUGACCUGCGUAACCACAUGCAAAAGAUAUGCCCCACCAAUGGAACGCGACAUGGCCAGAAGAUAACGUUUGUCUUUAAAGAUUUAAUGACUGCGGAGAGCGUUUUCAUUCGAUGGCCCAAAGAGACCUCUGCAGAAUCCAUAUGA